AUGAAGAGGAAACAAGAAGGGUGUGAUGGUGAGGAGACAGUGAAAAGACUUGCAUCACCAACAUCCAUUGUUUCUGAUCAGUAUUUGGUUCAACCACAACAUCUGACAACUGUCCAGCUUUUGACUCCAGCAACAGCAGAAUCCUUAAUAGGGGCAUCAUCAGGUGUAUCAACAGUAGGGACCCUAGCAGUCCCUACUGCAGUGGCAGUGGCAGUGCAGACUGAUCAUGGGGCAGUAGAUGACCAGUGUCUGCUUGGAGGAACCAUAACCUAUACCCAACCUACACCACACUCAUCUCCUUGUAAUAUUGUGCUUGCCAGUCCCCAGCCUUUUGUCCCAACAUCUAUUCCAGUCACAGAUCAGGCCACUAUUGCCAGCAAUAAUUCAGUUGGUGUUUCCAAUACUAUUUCUACUGGAGCUGUACCUGUACUUGCUACAGCUGACAAUAGGAUCAUCUCCUACUCAAACAGUGCUGCAGACAAUAACCUGCUUUCAUAUAACAGUAGUACUUCAGACAACAGUAAUACUUGCACAGCAUUCUCAACCACCUCUAUAAACACUGCUAUAUCAUAUAGCACAUCUUAUAUUUCUACUAAUUCUCCUGCUCCAACUGUGUCUGGACCAUUACCUACAGUUGCCAACACUUACGCUACAAAGAGAAGUCAAGAAUCAUUGAUAGAGAGGCAGCAGCGCCUAUCAGAAAGAUUUAAUGCUCUUAUCCGUGCUAAAAUUGUUGAGCUAGUUCGAGCCAGGGGUAUCAAGAAAACAGUUUGUCCGUCAGAGGUUGCAAGAGCUCUCUCACCAAAAGCUUGGAGAGACUUAAUGCCAGCUGUUCGCAAGAUUGGAACACAGUUGGUUAAAGAAGGACUUAUUCUUGUAACUCAGAGAGGAACCAUUGUUGAUCUUUCAACUGCACAAGGUCCAGUUAGGUUUGGACUAGCUGAAUAA
Molecule: messenger RNA, 948 nt
Organism: Homarus americanus (American lobster)
Lineage: Eukaryota; Metazoa; Arthropoda; Malacostraca; Decapoda; Nephropidae
Exons: 3
Coding region: 1-948 (315 amino acids)
Source: RefSeq, a predicted model, not a curated record